Messenger RNA from Phialemonium atrogriseum, 1718 nucleotides. RefSeq lists its product as uncharacterized. The record is from RefSeq and is a predicted model, not a curated record. Bases 370 to 1281 code for a protein of 303 amino acids. The transcript has a single exon. Lineage: Eukaryota; Fungi; Ascomycota; Sordariomycetes; Cephalothecales; Cephalothecaceae.
UCUCGCGUUCGAAAGCAUGCGUUGGUUGGGAGCUGCCUGGCCCCGUCAGGCCAAUGUUGAUUGUUUCGUCCCGCAAGACAAAGACGGGACUACCGAACAAGAACAACAUGACAGAUAACAGACGGCUCGGCAGCUCUUUGAUCGCGCGGAUGGGAACAAAACAGGACGGCGAGCCGUUUGCCUCAACUGUGACUCCAUGCAUUCUGCCAUAAUUCCCACGGUGAAGCUACGAGUAAAUAAUAAGGGCCGACUCGCCUUCUGUUUAUCUCGCCACUCGCGCCGGGGUGCGAGUUCGGCCGUUCAACCCAACCAAGGACCCAUCGUGCAGCUUCUACCACAGCACUAGCCACUCCGGACAAGCACUCAACGAUGGCGGCGGGCCACCUCGAGCCCGCAGUGCGCCAGAGGAGCCCCAUGCCCAACGGCUACGUGUUCGUGCCCAAGGGCGACGUCUACAUCACGGCCAACGUCCGCCGACGGACCCACGCCGCGGGCUCGACCCUAUACGUGGUGACCAGCGAGGACAGGAAGAAGCAGCUGGGCCUGCGCUGCCCGGGCGCCAUCCACGAGGCCGUCCUGGCCGACUCGCAGGCCACCGCCGCGGCGCGCGCGGCGGUCGUGCGCAGCCGCGACGAGGUCGCGGAGCGGACCUUCGAGGAGGCCAUGCUGGGCCUGUUCCCGAACAUCCCCAAGGCCGAGGUGCCGGCGAUCCUGAGGCGGACGCUCGAGAAGCGGAGUCGGAGGGUCGGGAGGACCGGGAGGCUCGAGAUGGAGGCGAAGGUGCGGCUGGCGGUGCUGGCGCACAUACGGCACGGACAUACCCCGUACCAUGGCUUGUUGAAGGACGGGAUGCCCCGCCAUGCUGCCAGGCGGAAGAUCGCCAGGGAAAUCAACAAGGUUGCGCUGCAAUGGGGGCGCGAGUCGGACGCCCCUUUGGUUCGCAUGCGAAAGGACAAGAAGGACCACACCGAGAAGGAGGAGGAGGCUGGGAAUGCAGACGAGAAACGAGCCAAGAAAGCGGCAAGGAGAACAACUAGGAGAGCAGCCAGGAGAGCAGCCGGAAAAGCAGUUGCAAAAGCAGCUGUGCAAUCAAUUGCAACACGGUCUUUAAGACUUCGCUCUGGAAAGCGCGUCGAAGUGCCGGAGGUGGACGUGGAUGCAGAGGAAGAAGAGGAAGAAGAAGAUGGGGACCAGUACAUGGACGAAGACAUGGACGAUGAGGACGAUUCUUUUAUUGUUGAGGAAGACCUCGAAGACACUGACGAUGACUGGACUCUAUGACACGGCCGGAUGCCACUAGUACCGCAGCGGGAAAGCGGGAUAAAUGGACAAAUGAUUACCUCGACACAGGGUCUCGAGGAGAUCGGACGCCAACUGGGCUCACUAGCCCACAGAGAACGGACGGGAACCGGACGUGGAUGGUGUUGUAAAGUGCAUGCAUGAGCUGCGCACGGCAUAACCGCUGUACUGGGUCUUGUUCUAUUGGGUGUAUGCGAGGGUGGCUGUUGGCCCGCUAGACCCUCUGUCCAACGGUCGAGACCCGAAUCCGGCGUGUUGCCAGCCCCGCCGCAGUGCGGGUGCAGCGAUAGAGCUGAGUGUAAGACAGACGGUCAGCCGGGCAGUUAGGCAGUCUGUGUAUUUAUUCAUGCCCUCAAUUCCAGUAGAAUCUUCAAGUAGAUGACGUAUUGGGAAAAUCAUGACAAUACUUAAUGAGGAGG